Messenger RNA from Pogona vitticeps (central bearded dragon), 1637 nucleotides. It is a transcript of the gene HEMK2, whose product is annotated as HemK methyltransferase 2, ETF1 glutamine and histone H4 lysine. Lineage: Eukaryota; Metazoa; Chordata; Lepidosauria; Squamata; Agamidae. Gene Ontology annotation, biological process: methylation. Gene Ontology annotation, cellular component: eRF1 methyltransferase complex. The record is from RefSeq and is a predicted model, not a curated record. Gene Ontology annotation, molecular function: protein methyltransferase activity; S-adenosylmethionine-dependent methyltransferase activity; nucleic acid binding.
UGAAAGAAGCCCCGGAAGAGCGGGUGCGUUUCCCUUCCACGCGGCGGGGGGGGGGACGCUGGGGAGGGGAUGAUGAGUUUUGCCUUGCAGGGAAUCUGCUGCGAGAGCUGAGCGGCCGGAAUGAUCCCGACGCCGUGGCACCAGCACGUGGGCCCGCAGGGGCCCUUCAGCGAAGUCUACGAGCCCGCCGAGGACACAUUUCUCCUCCUGGAUGGCCUGGAGGGCGACGCGGAGGUGUUGAGGAGCGCCUGCAUUGACAUCUGCCUUGAAGUAGGAUGUGGAUCUGGUGUAGUUUCAACUUUUUUGGCUUCCAUUUUUGGACCCACAGCAUUAUACCUGUGUACUGAUAUCAACCCUGUGGCAAGUCUGUGCACAGUGGAGACAGCAAUACGUAACAAAGUUGAUAUUCAACCCAUAAUAACAGAUCUGGUCACAGGAUUGUUGCCACGAUUACACGGGAAAGUUGAUCUGCUAGUAUUUAAUCCACCCUAUGUGGUAACUCCUUCUGUUGAGGUAAAAAAUCAUGGAAUACAGGCAGCCUGGGCUGGAGGUAAAAAUGGCAGAGAAGUUAUGGACAGACUCUUCCCACUGGUACCAGACUUGCUUUCACCCAAAGGAUACUUUUACUUAGUUACAAUCAAAGAAAAUAAUCCAGAUGAAAUUAUCAAAAACUUGGAGAAGGGUGGUUUAAAUGGCUCUGAACUACUUUCCAGACAAGCAGGAAGAGAGAACCUCUCAGUACUCAAGUUUUGCAAGUCUUGAAGAGGACUGUUCUUGUUUAUUGUCUUGCUAAAUUCAAGACAUAAGAGACAUUCGGUACAGUAUCCCAAUGGUGGCAAACUGAAUGGUGGUGAGAGGACACUCCUUGCUAAUGAUGUGGGUUCCACUGCAAGACAGACACCAUGUAGCCAUUUUGUUUUUCCUCCCCCACUCUGAGAUGUGAGCAGCCAAACAGCUGAUGGUGAAACAGAGAGCCAUACAGUACAGAAGACCGAUAAACCUCCUCUGUUGCAGAAAUGCACCAUGGAAUUCAUUCUCUGCUGCUUCUCCCACUGUUCCAGCUCCAGGUGAAGAUGCUACUUAAUGGAAAGCAAAGGCCCUUAUCAGAGUAAUCGCAGCAUGUUGCUGCCAAGCCCACUUGCUGGACCUCCUGCUGUCUCCUUAAAUUUAAUGAUCAGACUACUGUGUACCUCUAUAAAUAAAAUUCCUGUGAGGAAGACUGAGCCACUAGGGCUGAACACCAAAGACUGGCCUGAAACCAGCAAAUAAUGCCUAGUUGAAAAGCUAAGCAAAAUUAAUCAGCCCUAAUCAUUUUAACCGAUGUUACUAUACUUGUAUUUGCAAGUAAAUGUGGUAGGUAACCAGAAUGAAGUGAAAAGAUUUCUCACAGAGUUGCACUCAUAGCAACACUUGCAAAAACUCGUAAUCUUUCCUACUGGUAACACAAGCUGUUACACAGGGUUACAUUAUCAGAGUGGAUGUACAAGCAGGCCUAGUGGAAAUUAAAGAGCAAAGUCUGGUCACCUAGGGAAAGGUGUCCAUAAAAACUGUAUUUCAACAAUAACAACCAUGUUCUCUAAUAGAUUUGAUGUCAUUUCCUAAAAGGGUAGCUGGGCACAUUUAAAUGUUUUACGCAA